Molecule: messenger RNA, 852 nt
Organism: Anisakis simplex (herring worm)
Lineage: Eukaryota; Metazoa; Nematoda; Chromadorea; Rhabditida; Anisakidae
Source: the annotation of a GenBank genome assembly
UUGCUACCGCAAGCGGCAAGUGGAGCAUUCCGCAGCGAUGGAAUAGCUUGCGGACUGUUACCGGGUCUAACACGUCGUCAGCGUACGGUUUGUUCACGUCACCCGAGUGCUGUGCGCUAUGUGAUUGACGGCCUGAAUGCAGCUGCACACGAGUGUCAACUGCAAUUCUCCGACCAACGAUGGAAUUGUUCCGCAACACACACCGGAUUCGCUUUACCGCAACUGAAAAUUGCGAGUCGAGAAACAGCGUUCGUGUUUGCGCUAUCGUCUGGUGCAGUUAGUCAUGCACUGGCUAGAGCAUGCUCACGUGGUCAUAUAGCUGAUUGUGGAUGUGGUCCCAUACCCACACAACAGCCCACGAAACAAUUCAUCUGGGCCGGAUGUUCGGAUAACGUUCGAUUCGCGAACAGCUUCGGUCGUCGUUUCAUGGAUGCGGUCGACCUGCAUCACAGUGACGAUGCUAGAUCGUUGAUGAAUCUGCACAAUAAUCGAGCCGGUCGAAAACUGUUGGCGAAUAAUCUGAAACGUGAAUGUAAAUGUCACGGUGUGAGUGGAUCGUGUGUGACGAGAACGUGCUGGAGAGCCGUACCGAAACUCGAACAUUUUGCUACAAUUCUAAAGAAGAAAUAUUUGCACGCUUCACAGGUAACAGUCGCUCCGGAGGGUAAAUCGCUUGUUUUGCGUGUCGAAAAGAACGUCGGACGAACUGGACGUUAUUUACGGAAACGAAGAUCAGCAGCUCGAACCGAGCUUGUCUACUUGGAUGAGUCACCGGAUUACUGUAAAGAAGAUCCCACAAAUGAAGUGUUCAGCCCUCGUGGACGCGAAUGUGGUUCCAAAUGUCAUACGUAA